AUGUGUUCGAAUGGCGUGUAUCAGUUAAAAAAAGUUUUAUUGAAAUACAGUGAAACAGGACACAGCAGCAGAAAUGUUCGAUUUUUUUUAAGAUUUAUUUUACCUGACUAUAAGGAGGAGAAUAAACAUUUAAAUUUCGAAAUUCAUCAUGAGCAGUAUGAAGAACCAGUUGCUAUAUUUGAAUACAUAAAUAACAGCAAAUAUGAAAUAUCUUUAAAAGAUGUAAAAUCUAAGCACCUCGUUGAUAUUAUUAACUUAUACAAAGAUAGUGCUGGGAAUACCGAUUUUUUAAAACAUGGAGGGCCUAAGGUUUAUUCAAAUAGAAGAAGUAUUCAAGGACUGUGGUGCCCAAGCAUAUACAGCGAGCUGAAUGCCAUUUCUUAUUUAAAAAAAAAAAAAAAAAAUAAUAUUAAACUACCAAAAUACACGAGAGAAAGCUUAAACUUAAAUCAUGAUGUCAUAAAAGGAAAUGGAAGAUGGGGAAAUGAACAUUUAUUUCCAAAAGGUUUUGACCAGAGGUAUUUAAAAAAUAUUUUUUGUUUUCCUUUUAAAGAUAGUGUACAAAAAAAAAGUGAGAAGCAUGGAACAUGUACAUCAAAUGAAGCGCAUAUAAGUUCGUUUUACAAAUUUUACAAAAGUUAG
Plasmodium malariae is the source of this 642-nucleotide messenger RNA. RefSeq names its product ribosomal protein L43, mitochondrial, putative. Gene Ontology annotation, biological process: mitochondrial translation. Bases 1 to 642 code for a protein of 213 amino acids. NCBI's taxonomy places the organism in Eukaryota, Apicomplexa, Aconoidasida, Haemosporida, Plasmodiidae. Gene Ontology annotation, cellular component: mitochondrial large ribosomal subunit. The record is from RefSeq and is a predicted model, not a curated record. The transcript has 2 exons. Gene Ontology annotation, molecular function: structural constituent of ribosome.